Molecule: messenger RNA, 1786 nt
Organism: Xenopus laevis (African clawed frog)
Lineage: Eukaryota; Metazoa; Chordata; Amphibia; Anura; Pipidae
Product: T cell receptor delta constant
Exons: 6
Coding region: 1-879 (292 amino acids)
Source: RefSeq, a predicted model, not a curated record
AUGUCUGAUGUGCAAAUGAUACAGCAACAAUCUAAAACUGCAAAAUAUGUGGAAAAUAUCAAACUAUGGUGUGCAGCUUCUGGAUACACAUUCACUGAUUAUUACCUUGCUUGGCUGAAACAUGUUCCUGGAAAACCCCCUCUUUACAUUGGCAAUAUUUUACCAGAUUCUGGUAGCACUUGGUACCCUCUCUCAUUUAGAGGUGGGAAAUUCACUAUAACAACAGAUAAUGCAAAGAGCACGGGGUACCUUCAAAUAAAUAAUGUUGAUUUGGAAGACGCUGCUGUGUAUUACUGUGCUAGAGGUUGGGUUGUUUCUGGAUGUGAUCAAACUGAUGCUCUAACAUUUGGAAAUGGAACAAAACUCGUUGUGGAACCCGAUGAAAAUACGCCAGCUCAGACCCCAUCAGUGUUUGCACUGAAGCCUCAACAAGGUGACUCUCCUGUUGCCUGUCUGGCGAAAGAUUUCUUCCCGAAGAAAUUGGACAUCUACAUGAAUUCCACCCUGGGCAAUUCUAAUACUUCAAGUCCCUCCACAGUUCUCUCUCUGAAUGGCAAUUACAGCGCUGUAUAUGUGGACAGGUUGGGGAUAGAGAAGCUGCAGUGCCUAGCCAAGCAUCAAGAAGAAUGGGUGCCAGACAAAGAUGCCUCUUCUGGUGAUACAGGGAUCAAUCCUGAUCCAAAAGAAACAAGCCCUAUUACAGACCAAGAGGUAAAAUGUGAGCAACCCGCAACAGAACCAGCAACAACACCCGCAACACCUGCUCUGAGCAACGAGAGGAUAAACAUUCUGUCUGUGACUGUGCUGGGGAUGAGGCUGCUUUUCGCAAAAACAAUGGCUUUCAAUCUGCUUCUAACGGCUAAAUUCUUUUUGCUGUAAGAUUCACAGCAUGAGCAGUCAGUCACCUGUGAAAGAUAACCAGAAGUCCUGACUGACCGAAAUUGACUUCUGCAUAUUGGCUCCCAUAGAUGUUCCUUUGCUUAACCUACAUGUAAAUUGCUGUAUUCAUUAUUAAUAUAGCUCUAUAAUCUAGAAUAUGAUAUGUUUGCACAGAGAAGAUAUUUAGUAUGCAUCCACUUCACCAACCAACUGUUGAUUUUUUUCUUGAAUAGUUGCAUAAGCUUUCUUUAAUUUACUAAAGCAGUACUACAGCUGUGGAACAGUUUGGAUUCAAAGAAGUCUGUGGGGCAAUAAAAUGUCUUAGAACAGUAUUUCCCAUUCUCUGGAGCAGGUCCCCUUUUGAGGCCCUGAAUCAGUGAUUGGGGGACCCAACCUUUUUUUAAUCUGAAAAAUGCAUAUUAGUUUUCUUAGAUACUCCUGGAAGUACAGUUUCUAGGUUGAUUAGGGUAAAAUAUGGGAUAAGGACAUAUUUACGAUCCUAUUCUUGAAAUCAUGGCUUAAUGAUUAGAAUAAUGAUUUUGUUACAAAUUAAGGAGGGCCCCAAACCUCUGCCUUAAAGGGAUACAGUUCCCCCCACCUUUGCUGUCAGACUAUAAACUGAUAGUCCAAACAAAAUUAAAUAUUUUAUAACAAAUGAUACCUGUACAGAUGCAUCAUAACAGUAAAUAGUGUUAACCCAUAAUCAUUGCCACAAGGUGGGCUUCAGGGUUUGACCAAAAUAUCAGAUGAACUCAAACUAACACUUGUCAAUAGACUUAUCUUCCACAGUGACCCUUCCUGACAUAGGAACCACACUGACGCUUUUAUAGGUUUUUAUAUUCUAAAUGAUAACUAAACGUGCUGUGUAACUAUGUUUUUGCAACUCUCAAAUAAUAAUAAACUGAAU